Molecule: messenger RNA, 691 nt
Organism: Drosophila navojoa
Lineage: Eukaryota; Metazoa; Arthropoda; Insecta; Diptera; Drosophilidae
Gene: TfIIA-S
Product: general transcription factor IIA subunit 2
Biological process (GO): transcription initiation at RNA polymerase II promoter
Cellular component (GO): transcription factor TFIIA complex
Source: RefSeq, a predicted model, not a curated record
GGCAUCUUGGACAUCGCUACAUUAGUUUUUGGCAGCUCAAUAAAAGAAUAUUUUAAUUUCAACAAUUUAGCGACUUAAAUAUGUCUUAUCAAUUAUAUCGUAAUACCACGCUUGGUAAUACACUACAGGAGAGUUUGGACGAAUUGAUUCAGUACGGACAGAUAACGCCUGCAUUGGCCUUCAAGGUUUUGCUGCAAUUUGACAAAAGCAUCAACAAUGCUCUUAACCAGAGAGUCAAAGCGCGAGUUACUUUCAAAGCGGGCAAACUAAAUACUUAUCGAUUCUGUGACAACGUGUGGACCCUGAUGCUCAACGAUGUGGAAUUUCGGGAGGUACACGAGUUUGUUAAAGUUGACAAGGUCAAGAUUGUGGCCUGCGAUGGCAAAAGCGGCGAUUUCAAUUAACUACUAAGCAAAGCAAAAAAGGAUACAAAUUUCAACGCAUUCUACUUAAUAAGUUUCUAAUUAAUAAGUCAGUUGGCUAAUGUUCGCUGCAACUGCAGCAAUUCGGGGAAGUAAACUGUUAACACACAUAAAAUAUAAAUGUGAGAUGGAUUGUUUAAAUAUCUCUAAGAAUAUGUACAAUUAACUGAUCUGGCAUAUGUCAGAACUCUUAAGAUGCCUUAAAUCACAUGUGUGAACAUUUUACACCUCAAUUCUUGUUAUUGUAUUUAUGCCUAAAAAAAAAAAAA